Messenger RNA from Dama dama (fallow deer), 4823 nucleotides. RefSeq names its product SPC25 component of NDC80 kinetochore complex (gene SPC25). Lineage: Eukaryota; Metazoa; Chordata; Mammalia; Artiodactyla; Cervidae. The coding region runs from base 169 to 849 and encodes 226 amino acids. Gene Ontology annotation, biological process: chromosome segregation. The record is from RefSeq and is a predicted model, not a curated record. Gene Ontology annotation, cellular component: Ndc80 complex. The transcript is spliced from 7 exons.
GGUUUGAAAUAGGAAAGUUGGCUAGGCUGCGGUAGCGGAUCUUGGAGUUCGGCUGUUGGUUGAAAUCGAUUCAGGUCUUGCGGGGCAGGUGGCUGGGCUCAGGCCUGCCGGAGAAGGUGGGAAUUGACCUGGGCUCCGAAACCCUCCUGUCGCGCCUUGUCUUACAAAAUGGUAGAAGAUGAACUGGCACUGUUUGAUAAAAGCAUAAAUGAAUUUUGGAAUAAAUUCAAAAGCACUGUCAGUGACACCUCCUGUCAGAUGGUGGGACUAAGAGAUGCCUACAAGGACUCAAUUAAAGCAUUUGCAGAAAAGCUGUCUGUGAAAUUAAAGGAAGAAGAACGGAUGGUUGAAAUGUUUCUGGAAUAUCAAAAUCAAAUCUGCAGACAGAAUAAACUCAUUCAAGAGAAGAAGGAGAAUUUAUUAAAGUUGAUUGCUGAAGUAAAAGACAAAAAACAGGAAGUGGAGGCACUGACUGCAACUAUCCAGGAUCUUAAGGAAGAAUAUGCUAGGAAGAAGGAAACUAUUUCCACUGCUAACAAAGCUAAUGGAGAGAGGUUGAAAAGGCUACAGAAAUCUGCAGACUUGUAUAAAGAUCGACUUGGACUAGAAAUUCGAAAAAUUUAUGGUGAUAAAUUGCAGUUUAUAUUCACUGAUAUUGACCCUAAGCAUCCUGAUCGUCCAUUUAUGUUUUCCCUGUGCCUAAAUGAAGCAAGGGACUAUGAAGUGUCAGAUAGUGCUCCUUAUCUUGAGUGCCUCGCAGAAUUUCAAGAAAAUGUAAGGCAGACCAACAAUUUUUCGGCUUUUCUUGCCAACGUUCGGAAAGCUUUUACUGCCAUGGUUUAUAAUUAAUGUAUAAAUAGUAUGUAAAAACCGUUAUCCCUCUUGUGUUUCUCUUUUUAAAAAAACUGUCAUUAUUUGAUGUUUGUGAUCUUUAUUUUUGUAACAUUUCUGUGUGCUGAUUUUUGUCAAUUAUUUUCAUUAAAAUCUUGGGAAAGAAGGUUUAAGUCAAGCUAUUAGAAGUCAUGGAUCAGUAAUAAUAAAAAAUGAAGGGAGUGAGUCCAAUCUGUGGUUUGCACUUCACAGAGUAAGCGCUAUCAUCCUAAUGUCUUAAAGGAAGGAAUGUUUUUAUCUUAAACCAAGAGGGAUCUACAGUUAAAGGACAAAUCUUUGUAUCAGAAGAAAGUUGGCAGUGUUCUAAAAUAUCUAGAAAAGGAUCUAAUUUUGAAAAUCCAAGUGUAGAAAAUUUAUAAGCAAUUUCCAUUUUGUAAUAUUUAUACUGGUUAGUUGUGGUCUAGACAUAUAUUUGACAUCUUUGGAGUCUAUUCAAUACAGUCUAGAACUCAAAUCAGUUUUCUUCUAGGAUUUCAUUUUUGUCACUAAUCUUUCCUUAAAACUUUGGUUGUGUUUAGGUCUGCUGGCUUUAGUGGAAGCCACAUACUGCUGUCUCAGGAUAUCUUGGGCACACCUAAAAGCCAUGGAGUGGUGGCCUCCCUGCUUCUAGCUGCUUCUGACUUCCCCUUGCUGUCUGGUGCGGGGAGGUUAAGCCAGCUGUCUCGUCAAAGCUGGAGGGAGCUUCAGAGCACUAUCCCUCAGUCGCCUCGUGUCUAGGACUUGGCUCAGGGUUCUGCUCACCAUCGCAUAGCAGUGGAAUUUAUCUAAGAAUGCUGUGGACUAGUGGGAAUGUUAUUUCUCAGACAUCCCCAGUGUGCAGACCAGCUUUUAGGCACCACUGAUUGAUACUAUCUCUGCAGAGAUGAAAGGCUGAUAAACUUCCCUGGAGAUUGGAGUGUGUGGUACAAAUAAUCAUCUUAUCCUGUCUUAGCAUGGGCUUGGCUAAAGGAGUAUUUUAACAGGGAGUUCAGUGAGCAGACUAUCCAGUUUUCCUAGGCAAACCUUCACAUUUGGCCUUAUUUUGUAAUAUACCUACAUUUAAAUGAAUAUAGAAAGCCAUAUCAAAACCCAGCUCUGGUUUUUAUGGACCUGGCUUGAUUUGGAGUGUAAAUUAUAUAAGCAGAAUCCCAUUUCUUAGCUCUUUCUCCUGGGUUAAGACUCAUGUGGUGAAUCCCAGCAAUUUCAAGCUCAUCUCAAUCUCUGAACCAAUCACUGGUGAUCAGAAGAGUAAAGUAUAUACAUUGGAUUAGGUUAGAUCCUCUAGAAACCCAGGUCUGGAGGUAGAUUAAGCUCGAUAACUGAGCUAAGAGUAGGGAUGUUAUUCUUUAAAUGCAAAUAGACACUAAAUGUUUAACAUAAAAAGAUAGCAGGUGACUAUUAUAGUGAGUACAUAUUUACUGAAUUCCCAGCUUGAAAUAUAUCAACAAGGAACAAAAAAUUUAAGAAGUAUUUUCAUUCAUUAAAACUAGAGAAAAACCACAUAUCCUACCACAAAUUCUGGAUAUAAUGUUUUGAACCAUAGAGUGAAAAUGCACCAGGCAUUGAUUCUGAAAGGUCUUUUUUACCUGCAAGUUAGAGAAAUGAAGAUUGGGGAUGAGACACUUAAUGGGGAGCUCUCCACUUAGAUGCAUUUCUCCUCAAGGAUCACCAUUCUUCACUUCUAACUGGGGGUCCAUCUAGUCAGAGCUAUGGUUUUUCCAGUAGUCAUGUCCGGAUGUGAGAGUUGGACCAUGAAGAAGAUUGAGCACCAAAGAAUUAAUGCUUUCAAACUCUGGUGCUCGAAAAGAUUUGAGAGUCCCGUGGACUGCAAGGAGAUCAAACCAGUUACUCCUAAAGGAAAUCAACCCUGAAUAUUCAUUGGAAGGACUGAUGCUGAAGCUGAAGCUCCAACACUUAGGCUGCCUGAUGUGAAGAGCCAACUCACUGGAAAAGACCCUGUUGCUGGGAAAGAUUGAGGGCAGGAGGAGAAGGGGGUGACAGGAUGAGAUUGUUGGAUGGCAUCAUUCACUCAAUGGACAUGAGUUUGAGCAAACUCCAGGAGAUAAUGAAGAACAGGGAACCUGGUGUGUUACACUACAUGGAGUCUCAAAGAGUGGGACACAACUGAGCAACUGAACAAAAAUGACAAGCUUAAAUUUUAAAAUUUGAUACAUUAUGAAAAUUGUGCUUUGAAUGGUUAAGAAUACAUAUGAAAGGGAAACCAAGCUAGUCCAUUAAAUUUCCUCUAUCCAUUUUAUUUAGGAUGGUAUGUUGUAAAAACCAAAUAAUAGUUUUCAGCAUUUAAAACCUUCCCGAUACAGAAAUAAAGCACAAGAUACAAGAUACAAAAUUCAAUUUCAUAAAUGGGAAAAAAAUAUGCAUAAGUAGUAAAACUGAUUGAAAUGGAAUCUCAAUGGGGUACACUAACCUAUUCCACAUUUUGUAAUAAAAUGGAGCAAGACCUCUAAAAUAAAACUCAAUCGCUAAGUUAAAAAAACAGAAUCAGCACAAAAUCUGCUAAAAUGUCUUACUAAUGGGUUUAAAGUUUUGAUUUCGCAGCUAAUGAGGAUUAGAAAAUGUUGCUUCUCUUCCAGUUCAGAGGAUUCUGAUACAGAGGCAAUUAGUUAUGCUUUAAUUUGUGUACCAUGACUGUGAAUUGCCUGUUUAGCUGUAAAGCUAGCAUAGUAUCUUUCCAGGUGGCUCAGUGGUAAAGAAUCUGCCUGCUAACGCAGAAGGAGGAGACAUGGGUUCUAUCCUGGAUUGGGAAGAUCCCCUGGAGGAGGAAAUGUGACCCACUGUGGUAUUCUUGCCUGGAAAAUUUCAUGGACAGGGGAGCUUGGUGGGCUACAGUCUAUGGGAUCGCACAAAGUUGGACACAACUGAGCAUGCAAAAUAGCAUAGUAGCUAACAUAUAGUAGAAACUUAAUAAGUAUUUGUCAAUGUUGAACACAUUUCCAGACUCAGUAGAAAAUUAUUUAAUGGGAAAUUUAUUUUUUAUUUUUAUUUUUUUCUUAAUGGGAAAUUUAAAUUACACCUUUGAAAAGGAGCUGACUUGUUCAGUAAUACCUACAGGCAUGUUGCUGAGAUGUCAAGCAAUUUUUAACAGGUAAAGACAGCUGUAUAGGUAGUUCUUGAAAAAAUGGCAAGCUAAUCGAGAACAAGACUCUGAGUAAAGACAAGAGUUUCAUCUAUGUAGAAAAAGAGUAUUGUCAAGUAAGUAAGUAAACUAGAGAGUAUGCAAGCUAUUUCGAAUCAGCUCCUUUCAUAGUAUUGUUAAACCUGUUAUGUGAAGUAUGAACAAUGUAUGAUGGGAUAUGUGAAGAAUGUUUGGAGUUUAUGGACACGUUACUCUCUUUCCUUAUCAACUAGGCAAGCUGGAGGUAGCUGCUAGGCUAAGGUGCAAGAAAUGGAAAAACUUCAAGGAAUAAAUUAUUUUACUCAGCUGCAUAGAUUUUUACAAAAAUUCAGAAAGAGGCAAUAUUUAAGAUUCAAAUAAAUGUGAUCUAUAUAAUGGUAAAUCUUGAAUAAAUGCUCUGUGUGUGUGUGUGUGUGUGUGUGUGUGUGUGAAAAAUUCUUCUUUCCAGUAUCAACAUGGUAACAUGAAAAGAUUUGAGAAUUAAGACGUGGUCUAGUCGUUGCUCUACUAUUAAAAUUGAUACAUGACCUUGGACAAAUCAGUUAAUCUUUUUGAGAUUAAAUUUUCUCUCCAACCAAACUGCACUAUGUGUAAUUUCCCAGACUUGCCUUUUCUUUUUUGUUGAGCAGGCCAAGGAAGUUUUCUAUUUUCAGUUAAUUAAAAGUAAUUAUCAUGAAUUUUUGUUGCAUUUUAUUGUGUUUUUCUGUAUCUGUAUGGAUUUUCAUCUUGUAGCUGUUGGUAUGGUGAUUUAUAUUAAUAGGCUUUAAAAAAAAGUUGAAUUAAACUUGCCUUCCUGGAAUAAAUCUUAGUCAUGGCA